AUGAGCACCAUUAGUUCUUUCACUCCUGUAAUUCAGUCUCCAGUAGUGACUCCCGCUUCACCAAGAAACAUUCAUCCGAAUCCUUUUGCUAGAUGUCAAACUAUUGGGACAAGUGGUGAAAUUGCACGUGAAACUACAACUUUUUUGACUUGCAAGUUAUUUGUCAAUGCCUUAAGCAAAUACUUGACUGUAAUUGGAGAAGAGAUUCGCGCCCCACCUUUUGUUGUCCAAACGAGUGUUAAAGCCACUGAUCAUCCAGUUAACUAG
This is a messenger RNA of Ambispora gerdemannii, 267 nucleotides long. Lineage: Eukaryota; Fungi; Glomeromycota; Glomeromycetes; Archaeosporales; Ambisporaceae. The record is from the annotation of a GenBank genome assembly.